AUGGAUUUUCUUCUCCAGCCCACUUUCCUGCUCUUCACAUUUCCUAUCUGGUUACAAGGAUCAGAUCCUCCACAGACGAUAAAACACAAAAAUAAUGAGACAGCUAUGUUGGGAGCAAAUGUGACCAUUUUCUGUAAUUUGACAACUCCAGCAGAAGUUGUCCAAAUUACCUGGCAGAAGAUCCAAGACUCUUCGCCACAAAAUAUUGGCACCUAUAGCAGAAAAUUUGGUGAAAAAGUUCUUCCGCCAUACCAAAAUCGACUGCGAUGCAAGACCAUAGAACCCAAUUGCUCAUUUAUAACUAUCAAGGAAGUGAAAUUUGAAGAUGAAGCCUGCUAUAAGUGUCUAUUUAAUGUGUUCCCACGGGGCAGCCAUGGAGGAAAAACCUGUCUGAACAUUAUAACUCUCUCUGUACUAAGAACGGAACUCCAGACCAACCAUGACACUGAAGAUGUUGUUAGAUUUAUUUACUCGGCUGUUGGAAAACCUGUUCCACAGAUAUCUGUUUUCCCCUCAAAAGUCUUGACUAGCUCACCAGAGGAAUCCCUUGCUGAGAAUCCAAAUGGCACAGUGACUAUCACUAAAACAUUUAACAUCUCCCUGGAGCACGUGAAGGUACUAAACAUCCAACAGCUGAUUGUACACGUGGAUCAUCCUCUUAGGAAAGAAGAGAAGGUUGUCCUUCUGCCAGUGGGGUCAGAAUGUGCUUCAGUUCAGAAGGAACUUCUGAUUAUGGCUUUUGGUGUAACUUUUUUUGUCUUGGGUAUUUUAAUUGCUAUUGGAACAUUUUGCUGUUGGAAAAAGAAAAAGUCAGAGAAGCCUCCUCCAGAGGCCAAACUUCCUGAAGGCUUAAAUGCCAAAGAUCCUGAACAGCCUGAGGAAGCUUUACUGAACUGUUCUCUUCCGGCAAACACUCUCACUGGGGAAGUAAGCAUCAAGAACCUAGGAAUCGCUUUUCUACAAGUACCGCACCCCAAAACAAGAAGGAAACCUCCUACACCCAAAGCUGAAGUUAGAGCCAAAGCUCUGAAGGUCAAGAAAGCAGUGCUGAAAGGUGUCCACAUCCAUAAAAAUAGAGAAGAAAAUCCACACAUUUACCCACAUUCCAAAGACCCAAAAUUCCGAGGUUAA
This is a messenger RNA of Sorex araneus (European shrew), 1131 nucleotides long. RefSeq names its product nectin-1-like. NCBI's taxonomy places the organism in Eukaryota, Metazoa, Chordata, Mammalia, Eulipotyphla, Soricidae. The coding region runs from base 1 to 1131 and encodes 376 amino acids. Gene Ontology annotation, biological process: regulation of immune response; negative regulation of macrophage activation. Gene Ontology annotation, molecular function: cell-cell adhesion mediator activity. The transcript has 6 exons. The record is from RefSeq and is a predicted model, not a curated record.